GUCGGUGGAUAUUGAGCGACGCCCGGCGUCGUGGCGCACUGUGCGGAUCAGUCGCCCUCCAGCCACCGCCCCAGAUACGAGUUCAGCCACUUCCGGCCUUUCUUCUUGCUCGUUGGACGUGUCCUCUCGCCGACUCUUCUGCGCUCCCUUUUUUCAUUCUCGUAGCCGUUUUCGCCAAGCUCUUUAAUUUCGCUAAAUACCGACCACGAUUCGCGGGCAGCAGCGAGUAAACAAACGCUAGAAAUAUGCUGAUCGGUCUUGUGCGCGAUUCAGUGCUGCAGUGCUUCUGUCACAGCUGCAAAGCACCUUUGGGCAUCGUAGCGGGAGGCAGAAGGGGCAAUGCGCCCUUCAAGAAGCCCAGCGGCAAAGGAAAACCGCGAACCAAGCAACCGAAGAAAGUAAAGUUCAUCACAACUGAGAUUCGAUGCCAAGAGAAGUCCAAAGGUGGAUUGUGCUAUGAGGUAAUCUUAGCAGAGCCAACAGUACAGAAGAGAGCACCGUCACCUCCACAGACAAGUCCGACUCAACAAGUCGCUAUUGAAGACAAGCUUCGAGCAGCGGAGGAAAGAAGACUUUCUUUGGAAGCUCAUAAACUUGCUGCUCUUGCUGCUAAGCUUAGCAAAAUUGAAGAGGCAGCUCGCAAAAAAGAUGAACUUAGCGCUGCUUUCAUUGCUGCGACGCGUGAAUCUUUAGAUGCUAAGAUGAAUAAUACAGAAGAGAAGCGAGAGGCGCACAUUGCGGAACUGAAAAACAAGUUGAAAGAGCACUUAGAAAGCGUAGAGAAAACUCGCUUGAGCCUUGAACAGCAGACUCAGGAGGUUCGUUGUGCCGUUGAAGAAAAGCUGAAAACUGCCGCCGCUCAACGGGACGAGAAUAUUAAGAGGAUGCUGGAUCGUCUAAAAGAACAUGAGGAGCAAGUUGCCCGCGUACGCCAAGGACUAACCGAGCGUGUGCAACAACUUGAAUCUCAGAUUCAAGGCAAGUUAGAUCAAGCUCACGAACGCCGUCAGAAUAUUGAACGCGAACAGAAAGAGAAGCUGCGCAUUCAUAACACUGUGAAGAUAGCAAAAGUGCGUCAGAUGGCGGAUGAGUGCGCCACGAGAGAACUUCUGGUGAAAAAGUUCGAAUUUGACAAGAGGGUUUCUACUGCGGAGCAGAACCGACAGCGAGAGAUUCAACGUCGUGUGCAGGCUAUUCGCCAGCAUGAGAGGCGCGCCGAGAUGGUAAGACAGAAUAAGGCAGCUCUGUCCGAGCAAUCUGUCCUGCCCGCUGAAAAGGAAACUGCCAGUUCUGGGUAAACAUAACGUCAUUCUUGAUCGCUAUCCUCGUUAAAAUACCUUUUCAUCGUUAUAAAAUUGGGGAAAGAGGAGAGCGGGAUUUGACUACCGCUUGCAGAGUCACUCGCUGAAUAGAUCGUCGGAGUUACGUGUUUGAAUUUUGAAAUAAACUAAAACUAAGGAGUUGCACUCGCUGUGCUUUACGAGACUCCAUUACGCUUGGUGCCAUUUUCGUUCGCUGGAAGAAAAUUAAGGAACUUAAUGCAAGCGAUUUAAUCGUAGUUGGAGAGAUUUGCAAUUUUAACGGCUUUAUUUUAUUACAGUUAGAUAAAACAUUCAAAAUGAUUCAAAGAAACGUUUAUAUUAUGGAGAAUUAACUGGUUAUUUUUCUCCCACUUACUACUCGUGCAAAGAAUAUCACUGUCUUUAUCUAACUACACUCAUUUCUUUUUUUUAAAUGUACACGAAUACAUAGACGUAAGCCCUAACCUUAACCUAAUCCUAACCUCGGUUGAAAGAUAGGACAUGUAAAAUAUUUUCAGUUAUAAUGUGCCUACCACUUACACGAUUGUGGAUCUUCUAGAAGGUGGCAUUAAAAAUAUCUUAUAUGUUUGUGAUCAAUUGUGUAUGUUGGAGUCUAAUAUUUUACAACUUUUAUAAUGCUUGUUUCAGUACAUUUCCUUCUUUUGAUACCUACAAUGUUGUUAUUUCAUUAAUUACCCCGUUAAAAAACUAUUCUGUUUAUAUUUGAAAUUAAAAAAGGUCAUAGUGAUUAUCGGAGUUAAACGUUAAAAAAUUUUCUCUCCUGAUAAAGACUCUUUUUAUCCUUCAUUUUUUUCUUACGUAGUUUUUGAUUUCUGCUUUUGUUCGUUAAAAAGUUUGCUUUUAUUCGUAGAUUAAUCAUAGAGUACUACCGCUACAAUUAGAUCGUAAGUGGUAAUUGCGACCAUAUGUGUGUACAGUACAGUACAUAUAUGAUAAGUAUAUGUGUAUGGUUCGUGCCGACAUGUAAGCACACUUAUAAUAUAUAUAAUAGUGCUUUAUACUAGGCUUGAAAACUUUAAAACCAUUUUGUACUCGAUCAUUGUAAUAUUACUGCGCUAACAGAACAACAACAUUUACGAAAUAUGUAGUCUAAUUGAAUAUGAUAAUAUGAUGCUUCUGUGAUGACUUAAUUAUUUGUCAAAAUGUGUAGUCUUUAAGUGAGAGUGUGAGAGAGAGAAAGGAGGAGCGAAAGACAUUUGAUUCCUCUAUGCUUGUAUGGAUACCGUGGCUUAGGGGCCUUAAUUUCGUUCGCAUUAUAUAUCAUCGCUGGAAGUAUUUAAAAAUAUAACAAAAUCCGUAUCAGGGCAAAGUUUUCACAGAAAUUUUCCUUCGCGUAAUGAAAUAGUCAGCUGAUGGUUCCUCGGUCUUCUAAGAUACUCGUAUAUAUAUAAUGGGGAUACCACAAAUGGAAGGAAACUUUUAGCUUUGGUCACGGUAUCGUCACAAAAUAAAAGGAGUAAAAAGAAAAUAUGUCGCAGUGAUAUUGCAACCGAUAUCCUACGGUCUUAGAUAUUGAUACUACACAAAAAAUUUUUACAAAGGGCUAUUGCAGAAAUGUUAACGCGAGAAAAAAUAAAUUAAUUAAAAAACAGAGAUUGAAAGGAAAAAAGAAGCAUUAGAACUUUUACGUCGACGAAUAUAUAACUGUAACCUACAUUGCUGAGUGUUGCGGUUAAUUCGGCACGUGUUGCAAUGUCAAGAAAAGGACGAAAAGUUUUGAUUUUUCUUGUAGUUAUGACACGUGUCGAAUAACGUCUAUUUUUGCAUAAUUGUUGUGAUCUUUUGCAAAAUGUAUUUCGUAUAAUUAUUAUAUAGAUGCCCGACGUAUGUAUGUUAUGAUUGUCUUUUUCGAUCUACGUUAUGAUAUAUAAAUAUUAUAGAUUUCUACGCGAUGGUAUAUAUAUAUAUAUGGUAUAUAUAUAUAUUAUACGGUUAUGAUAUGUACGUAUGGUUUCUUGUGAGCUUUGGUAAUUGUCUUAUAGUGGUGCGAAGAAGCAAAUCAAUUCUUGCAAAACCAUUAUUGCAAAAUAAAUUUUUAUUGGAUCAGAAAUAUAUCGCGAGAAACCAAUUUCUUAACGAUAUAUUGAUUGCCUUUGAUAUUCUUUGUUCAAUUUUUAGUUUGGAUAAAUGUGUUCGUGAAAGAGAACCUGAUUGUGUGAAGUAAACGGACAUACCUACACGCA
This is a messenger RNA of Bombus impatiens (common eastern bumble bee), 3505 nucleotides long. RefSeq names its product stress response protein NST1 (gene stai). The transcript is spliced from 7 exons. Gene Ontology annotation, biological process: regulation of microtubule polymerization or depolymerization; neuron projection development; microtubule depolymerization. NCBI's taxonomy places the organism in Eukaryota, Metazoa, Arthropoda, Insecta, Hymenoptera, Apidae. The record is from RefSeq and is a predicted model, not a curated record. Gene Ontology annotation, molecular function: tubulin binding. Gene Ontology annotation, cellular component: cytoplasm; neuron projection. The coding region runs from base 246 to 1298 and encodes 350 amino acids.